Messenger RNA from Anthonomus grandis grandis, 1324 nucleotides. RefSeq lists its product as uncharacterized. NCBI's taxonomy places the organism in Eukaryota, Metazoa, Arthropoda, Insecta, Coleoptera, Curculionidae. The transcript has 5 exons. Bases 482 to 1324 code for a protein of 280 amino acids. The record is from RefSeq and is a predicted model, not a curated record.
GGAUAAGUGUAUAAAUCAACUCGUCGGCAAAUUCACAGAGCGGCGAAUAUAAAAAAAGUGAUUUUUGGCUUAUAUCGUUAUUCGAUAGAAGUGGGAACAUCGAACAAUCUCUCAAAGUGGCGAAUCUUUAUUCUGUCACCUUGAUAAGUUAAUCGAUAUUUAAGUUUAGGCGUAUGUAACAAAAUACCAAAUAACAUUUCUUCAAACAGGCUAAUAUAUUCGCCUCUUUGAAAAAACUUUUUAAGUUACCGGCUGUUGGCGAAUAUGGAAUUCGCCAGUUUACGAACUAAAUUGGCGAGUUUUUUAACCUUAAAAAAGGUUAGUGUGUUCUGUGUCUUCUUACUGUAAACAUCCUUUUUACAAAAAAAAAACGAAUGCAUUAGUGUUGUGGGAUGAUGGAGAUAAGAACGUGGUGGAUUUUAAAGAACUAAAGUAUGCGGAUAAAACAAAAAGUGUUCUUGAUAUCGGUUGCAGAGUAAAAAUGAAAUAUAAAGCAAAAUGGUAUUAUGGAAAAAUUAUCGCGACUGAAGAGCAUGGCAGUGUUUUGGAGGAAUCAACAGAAACUGUUUCUUCUGAUAAUAGUUGGGAUGAUACUGACAAUCUUCCACUAUCCAAGGUAAAAGAAUUUUUGCUUACAAAUUUGGAAGGCUUAAAAAUAAAUGACGAAUCCGAAGGUGCCCAAAUUAGCAUAAUUCCAAGAAGAGAAGAGCAUGGAAGUAUUUUGGAUAAGUCAACAGAAAUUAUUUCUUCUGAUAAUAGUUCGGAUGAUACUAACAUGAAUCUUCCACUAUCUAACGUAAAAGAACUUUUGUUUGAAGAUUUGAAAAUCUCCAAACUAAAUGACGAAUCCGAAGGUUCCAAAAUUUGCAUAAUUCCAAAAAGCGAAGAACAUAGUACUGUUCUCGAGAUAUUAGCAGGAGAUUUUGCUUUGGAUAAUAAUCUUCCUUUUUCAAAGCCAAAAGAAAUUUUAGGUAAAACUUUGGAAGACCCUCAAAUUGUUGAAGAUCCUCAGGUUUCGUACAAAAAAAAAGUGAAUAUCAUUUCUGAUAUAAUAAUAUGCACUGUGGAACCAAAAACAGGUGUGCUACUAGAAGAUACAAAGAUGGAUUGCUCUGAUGACAUUAUUCUUGAUUCCGUAAAUUGCGAAUUUAAACAGUGCACCUUACAAGGUGCACAAUUUUGCGGUUGUGGUUACUUCCUUUGUCUGCAGCACUAUUAUGGGAAGACUGAUUGUAAAAUUCACGAAGUGGUUGACAGCAAUAAUUGCUUUACAAAAGUAGUACGACAAAACAAAAAAAAAGCAAGAUUAAAUUCGCUUGAUUGA